AUGGGCGUCGCCCCAAGAGGGUCUCCCAGGGGCGGCGCCCUCAGGGGCCUUCCCAAAGGCGGCUCCCCCAGCAUCCUCCCAGUGGUGGCACCCCCAGGGGCCCUACCAGUGUUCACACCCAAGAAUCCUCCCAGGGGAGGCGCCCCCAGAGGCCCGCCCAGAACCAGCGUCCCAGGGGCGGCGCCCGCAGACGUCAUACCGGGGGCCUUCCCAGCGGCGGCGCCCUCAGGGGCCCUAAAGAAGCGGCACCCCAGGGAAAAUAUCAGGGGGCCUCCGAGAGACAGGAUAUCAGGGACCCUACCAGGGGGGUGGCACUCCUAG
Molecule: messenger RNA, 321 nt
Organism: Homarus americanus (American lobster)
Lineage: Eukaryota; Metazoa; Arthropoda; Malacostraca; Decapoda; Nephropidae
Product: galectin-3-like
Exons: 1
Coding region: 1-321 (106 amino acids)
Source: RefSeq, a predicted model, not a curated record